CUAAAGCUGGAUAUUGAGGGCUCAAUGCCCAACCUAACCUCCACAUCUGACUUCCUACUCUUGGAAUUCUCUGAUAUUCGAGAACUUCAGUUCUUACACUUCUUUGCAUUCCUCACAGUAUACUUGAUAGCAGUGACUGGCAAUCUCCUUAUCAUCCUUGCUAUAGCCCUGGAUCAUCAUCUGCACACCCCCAUGUACUUCUUUCUCAUGAACCUGGCCAUUCUGGAUCUUGGCUCAGUUUCUGUCAUGGUACCCAAAGCCAUGGCCAAUUCUCUCCUGAACAGCAGGUCAAUUUCUUAUUCAGGAUGUGUAGCUCAAGUUUUCUUCCUCUUCUUCCUUGGAGCAUCAGAUGUUGCCAUCUUAACAAUAAUGGCACAAGAUCGGUAUGUGGCUAUCUGCAAUCCAUUGCAAUAUGAGACAAUUAUGCACAGAGGAGCCUGCAUUCACAUGGCAAUCAGUGCAUGGAUGGCUGGUAUACUCAAUGGUAUAUUAAACACAGGAGUAACUUUUGCCAUCACUUUCUGCUCCAACAUGAUAGAUCAGUUCUUCUGUGAAGUACCACAGAUUCUAAAACUCUCCUGUUCUGACAUGUAUCUAGUUGAAGUUGGUAUGCUUAUGUUUAGCUGUUUCCUUGCAGCAGGAUGCUUUGUGUUCAUCAUUGUCACCUAUAUGCAGAUAUUUAGAGCAGUGCUCAGAAUCCCUUCUGUGCAUGGUCAGAAAAAGGCCUUAUCCACUUGCCUUCCCCACCUCUUUGUGGUGUCUUUGUUUAUAUUUAGUGCUGUCUUUGCCUAUGUGAGGCCUCGCCGUUAUUCUUCCUCUGACCUGAAUGUUCUUUUUGCAAUAAUUUAUGCUAUAGUCCCUCCCAUGCUCAAUCCAUUCAUCUAUAGCAUGAGAAACAAAGAAAUCAAGAGUGCAUUGUUGAGGCUCUCUGAUUUGGGGCAUAUGUCUAAAUUAAUUGUAAGCAAAGCUUUUCUACAGAAAGUGAAGGAGUAA
Euleptes europaea (tarantolino) is the source of this 993-nucleotide messenger RNA. RefSeq names its product olfactory receptor 14J1-like. The transcript has a single exon. Gene Ontology annotation, molecular function: olfactory receptor activity; G protein-coupled receptor activity. Lineage: Eukaryota; Metazoa; Chordata; Lepidosauria; Squamata; Sphaerodactylidae. Bases 25 to 993 code for a protein of 322 amino acids. Gene Ontology annotation, biological process: G protein-coupled receptor signaling pathway. Gene Ontology annotation, cellular component: membrane. The record is from RefSeq and is a predicted model, not a curated record.